Messenger RNA from Gadus chalcogrammus (walleye pollock), 1293 nucleotides. It is a transcript of the gene irag3a, whose product is annotated as inositol 1,4,5-triphosphate receptor associated 2. The record is from RefSeq and is a predicted model, not a curated record. The transcript is spliced from 13 exons. The coding region runs from base 3 to 1193 and encodes 396 amino acids. NCBI's taxonomy places the organism in Eukaryota, Metazoa, Chordata, Actinopteri, Gadiformes, Gadidae.
AAAUGAUCAUUAAGAAUUCUACAGAAACACAACACACUGGUAAUCAUCUCACCAUGGCAUGCAGUGACAGUGAUGAAGAAUACUGUCAAGUGGAGCCUCCUGUUACACCUUGGAGCGACCUUUCUAUUGUAGAGCGAGUUGGCCUGAACACCACACAAAUGUCAGAGGACGAAAUCGAGUCCGCCUUUUGCCAAAUUACGUUGGCCUUCCGCACGGACCAGUACACCCUGAAACAGAGGCUACAGGCGGAGGAGCGCGCCCGUAACAUGGCUGAGGAGAACAUAGAGCAGGAGCUGAGCCGAGGGAGAGAGACCCUGGAGGACCUUAAGGCUCUUUGCCUGGACAUCAGGCGCAGCGCGAUCCUACAGAAGCUGGAGCUGUCUCUGGACAUCGUGGGUGGGACCGUGGGGCGGAUCUCCACCACCGCGGAGCUGCUGGGCUCAGUGCACCAGGAGGCGCGUAUCUGCAGAGCGGUGGAGAUCAUGGUGUCUCACGUGGAGAAUCUGAAGAGACGCCACGAACGAGAAGGACUGGAGUUGGAGCAGACCAAGAAGCUGGUCCAUCGCAUCUCCCGCAGAUGCCUCACCGAACCGGGAACCCCUAUAGAUGUUGAUGUGAUGGAACUCCAAAAGCAGGACCAAAAUACCUUCCAGAAGUACAAUGGCCGCCGUAGGGUCAGCACAUCCAUCAUCACAAAAGAAUCCCAGGAGAAGAGAAAGCGAGACCUGAAGAAGCAGUUGUCCCUGGGUGAUGGACAUUCCCCCUCCCCCACCUUCAGCUCUGAGUCCAACUGGUCCGUCGACCAGUACUUGAUGGAUGGCAGGCUGCUCGUCGAGGCAGAAGAGGCUCCUCAGGGGUUGGCCCUGGUCCGACCUGUCCGGAGUCCGUCCCCGCUCCCCGACCCUCAGAGUCCUCCACCUCCUCCACCUCCUCCUCCAUCCGCAGAAGAAGCAGCCAGGAAGACCCGCAGCAAAAGUUGUACAGUGGAGACUGUACUGAGGCAGAGACACAGGGGCAGAGCCUCAUUCUCAAGGAAGAAGGGAGUCAACCAUUUCCGGUCUUCUAUAAGCUCGCAUAGCACAAAGUUGAGACCAUUCCCUCUGGCUCACUGGCUCGUUCGCUCCCGCUGGGCCAUCCUCUACGUUGCUCUCCUUCUGAUUCUCUGUGCCGCAAUGGUGACCCUGUUCUCAUAGAAACUUCACAAGAAAAUUAUGAAUAUUUUGAGAAUUCCAUUAAAUUCAAAUUUUCUUCUGUGUGGACUAUGCAUAUUCAUUCAACUGGAAUGAACAUCAC